GCGCCGCCGCCUCUCGGACCUGCGCCGCGCUCGCCACCCGCUCGCCGGGGCUGGACGUGCUCGGAGGACGCGGGCGCGGACCAGGCGGGCCCCGGGCAGCCGCCCCGCCGGGAUCCCGGACCGGACCCGCCGCCCGGCCCGUGCGCCCGCCGCCCCGCCGCUCUCCCGGCCGCUCUCCCGGCCGCCGGCCGCCUCGCAGGGGGGUGGGUCCCCCCCACCCCACGCUGCCUCCUUCUCUCCUUCCCUCUUUCCUCCCCCGAUCCCCCCCUUUCCCCCACCCGGCCCCCGCGUCUCCUUCCCCACCUCCCCCCCCUACUCCGUGUUCCCCCUCCUCCGGGCGGCUCUCGCCUCUCCUAUGUUCGGGAAACCAGACAAAAUGGACGUUCGGUGCCACUCGGACGCGGAGGCGGCGCGGGUGUCGAAGAGCGCGCACAAGGAGAGCCGCGAGGGCAAGGGCGCCGAGGGCAGCCUGCCCGCCGCCUUCCUCAAGGAGCCGCCGGGCGCCGCCGACGACUGCAACAAAAGUAAAGCCGGCGCGGCCGCCGACCCGGAUUACUGCCGCCGGAUCCUGGUCCGAGAUGCCAAGGGGUCCAUCCGGGAGAUCAUCCUGCCCAAGGGCCUGGACCUGGACCGGCCCAAGAGGACGCGCACGUCCUUCACGGCGGAGCAGCUCUACCGGCUGGAGAUGGAGUUCCAGCGCUGCCAGUACGUGGUGGGCCGCGAGAGGACCGAGCUCGCCCGGCAGCUCAACCUCUCCGAGACCCAGGUGAAGGUCUGGUUCCAGAACCGGCGCACGAAGCAGAAGAAGGACCAGGGCAAGGACUCGGAGCUGCGCUCGGUGGUGUCGGAGACGGCCGCCACGUGCAGCGUGCUGCGGCUGCUGGAGCAGGGUCGCCUGCUGUCGCCGCCCGGCCUGCCCGCGCUGCUGCCGCCCUGCGCCACGGGCGCGCUCGGCUCGGCGCUCCGCGGGCCCAGCCUGCCGGCCCUGGGCGCGGGCGCCGCCGCGGGCUCGGCCGCCGCCGCCGCCGCCGCGGCCGCCGCGGCCGCCGCCGCCCCGGGCCCGGCCAGCGCCGCCUCCCCGCACCCGCCGGCCGUGGGCGGCGCUCCCGGCGCGGGGCCCGCGGGCCCGGGGGGACUGCACGCGGGCGCGCCCGCCGCCGGCCACGGCCUCUUCAGCCUGCCCGUGCCCUCGCUGCUCGGCUCGGUGGCCAGCCGCCUCUCCUCCGCCCCGCUGACCAUGGCCGGCUCGCUGGCCGGGAAUUUACAAGAACUCUCCGCCCGGUACCUGAGCUCCUCGGCCUUCGAGCCUUACUCCCGGACCAACAAUAAAGAAGGGGCCGAGAAAAAAGCGCUGGACUGAUGAGCUCAGUGUCUCCCUGUAUUUAUAUUUAUAGUUAUCUAUUGUGGUGAUAUUUAUGGACUCCUGCGCGCUAGGCGCCCGGGGCUCCCGCGCAGGGUUCCCGGCUCCCACGAGGCCUCUGACAACGCUCCUUCUUCCCCCACCUGGCUUCUUGUCACCGAUGUCAUCUCCUUUGGGCAAAUUCCCCCCCCCCCUUACCCCUAUCAUUCCUCCGUGUCUUCCCCCAACUCCUUUCCACCCGCCCCCCCUAACUUCCUUCGGAAUCCGGGAGAAUCCAAAGAAUUGGGGGGAAUGCCGAGGUAGCCAGCCUGGAGCUCCGAGCCACGGGCAGCCGGCGGGGAGAAGACUGACUCUCGGUACCGAGCCCAGGACACCUGCAGCGGAUCAGCCGCCGCUGCCACCGAGGAGGUUUUGGAUAUGCGAAAGAGGAACGCUGCACGCGGACCCUGGGGGCUGAACAAACUUGUAGGUUUCGUUAGACCAAAAAAGGAGGACGUUCCUUCCUCUUGCCAGAACAACCAGGGCUUGAGGGGAGCCCCUAGACCUCACUUAGCGGACUGCUCCGGAGAGCCCAUUCACACGCAGCUUCCUGGUGGGACGAAUCUUAACAGAGUUUGCUCCAACCCUUUAGGGAAACUCACCCGUCCUGGAGACAAUGAACCAGAUCUCACGCUAGGGAACCUUGGUAAUAAAUGUACUCGAAUCAGCAAUAAGAAUGACCACUGCCACACAAAACAGGAUGGAGUGGAGCCCGUUUUAAAAUUCUCCUAACAGUGGAGUUUGGAAAGUGUUAAGAAAAUUCAGGACAGAGAAGGAGGCACAGGAAGCGCAAAAUCCAAGUUUUGACUCGGAAACAGGCAUUUCAAGAGGAAAAGCAAAAGAAGAGCCAAGAAGGAAAGGAAAUUCACAGUAUGUUUCCCGCGGCUGUUCAGAUGGUGGCUGGUGACUUCAGGUUCCGAGGAAGAUGCCCAGGAGGGCUGCUGGGCGCUCUCUCUCGAGGCUGGCGCAUCUCCCCACCGGCUUCCACACGCCUCACUCCGGGCAGAAUGACUGGGUUUGAAUCCAGUCAGAUCCCUUUGCUUCUUCGACGCCCCCCAUACCUGGAUCAAGAAGGAAAUAAGUUUCAUUCAGGGUUGUGCUCUCGGGACCAGGAGGAAGGAACCCACCACCGGGGACAGCUAGGUUUUAGGGCCUCUGUCCAUAUUCACAUCCUCUCCCUGCCUGAUGGUAAAGGCCUCCCUCAACCUGCAAAGAAAAAAAAAUCCCAGGACUUUGAAGGUCCCAAGUCCGGAAAACUGGACCUUGACUCUGGUCCUCACCCCUCCCUGGCAUAACAAUGACCAUCCUACAGUCAAGGCCACCUGCAUUUUAACCAAAACCACAGACCCAGACGCUAGGAGCUGCAGUGUCUAGAAUGUAUCCCUCCAUCCCAAGCAAGAGCAGAGCAUUUUAAAAACAGUAAUUUUAUUGUAAAUUAUUUACGUGGGAAGCUCCCUCCUACCCCCUUUCCCCUCUAAAGGCAAAUAGUGAAGAAAAUAACGAACAGUUCAGAUGUGGGUAGGUGUCCCUGAAUCCUGGCUACUAACUUUGUUCUGAAUGUUUUGGAUAUUUGGAUGUUUUGUAUUUAUGUGGUGA
This is a messenger RNA of Sorex araneus (European shrew), 2995 nucleotides long. RefSeq names its product ventral anterior homeobox 1 (gene VAX1). Gene Ontology annotation, biological process: regulation of DNA-templated transcription; brain development; central nervous system development. The record is from RefSeq and is a predicted model, not a curated record. The transcript is spliced from 3 exons. The coding region runs from base 356 to 1360 and encodes 334 amino acids. Lineage: Eukaryota; Metazoa; Chordata; Mammalia; Eulipotyphla; Soricidae. Gene Ontology annotation, molecular function: DNA binding; DNA-binding transcription factor activity, RNA polymerase II-specific.